Plasmopara halstedii is the source of this 180-nucleotide messenger RNA. RefSeq lists its product as uncharacterized. The coding region runs from base 1 to 180 and encodes 59 amino acids. The transcript is spliced from 2 exons. The record is from RefSeq and is a predicted model, not a curated record. NCBI's taxonomy places the organism in Eukaryota, Oomycota, Peronosporomycetes, Peronosporales, Peronosporaceae.
AUGGCGAAGCUUGAAGAGCACAUACAAUACAUGGCUCAUCAGAGUAUCGGUCGUGCACUGGUACCGUCCGAUGAGCAAACGGGUAAUAAGCGAGCCGACUCGAUAAGUCGACCGGUUUUCCGGCGCCGAGCCGAGAGCCGCUCAAUUUUCCGGUCCUUCGUUCAAUUGCCACAAAUCUAG